This is a messenger RNA of Lampris incognitus (smalleye Pacific opah), 3758 nucleotides long. Its product is annotated as serine/threonine-protein kinase PAK 2-like. Gene Ontology annotation, molecular function: ATP binding; protein serine/threonine kinase activity. Gene Ontology annotation, cellular component: cytoplasm. Gene Ontology annotation, biological process: protein phosphorylation; regulation of axonogenesis; regulation of MAPK cascade. The transcript is spliced from 15 exons. Lineage: Eukaryota; Metazoa; Chordata; Actinopteri; Lampriformes; Lampridae. The record is from RefSeq and is a predicted model, not a curated record. The coding region runs from base 286 to 1836 and encodes 516 amino acids.
UUGGUCUAAUUUUACUCUGCUACGACAAGAAUACACUUGUCAUUUUGAAGACCACAGAGGAAUGAGCGAUCCUGCCAAGACUUGCCUCUCUGAAAAAGGGAAAGACCAAAGACAGAAAGAGGGAGGAAGAAUGAAAGGGACAAGGAAAUAGUGAGGGGCAGCGAGAUAAAAGUACAAACGAGAUAGACGUACAGACUGCCUUUGGAAUAUAACAAAAGUUAAAGUUGUGUACCUGGUCUUCUGUGAGGCACAGAAGCGGUGGCAAAAGGGUGUACUUGUGUGUAGAUGUGUGACAGCGGAGCGUGUGAGGACAAGCCCCCCGCCCCCCCUGUCAGGAUGAGCAGCCAAGGAGGAGGAGCCAAGGACCCUCAGUCUGCCAAUCAUAACUCUAGGCCUCUGCCCUCUGUACCAGAAGAGAGGAAGUCCCGGAACAAGAUCAUCUCCAUUUUUGCCUCUGAAAAAGGAGGUAGGAAGAAGGACCGUGACAAGGACAGGCCUGAGAUCUCCUCCCCCUCAGACUUUGAACACACCAUCCAUGUGGGCUUUGAUGCUGUCACCGGAGAGUUCACUGGCAUGCCGGAGCAGUGGGCCCGUCUCCUUCAGACCUCCAACAUCAGUAAAUCAGAACAGAAACAGAAUCCUCAAGCUGUUCUAGACAUUCUCAAGUUCUACGAUUCUACCAGCGGAAAACAGAAAUACCUCAGUUUUUCUGCCUCAGACAAAAACCCACAGUCGCCUGGCAAGCAGGGUACAGAGGCGCCAUCAGGUGGCAAAGACGGUGAUGACGACGAUGACGAUGAAGCCCCACCUCCGAUUGUGGCGCCGAGACCGGAGCACACAAAAUCAGUGUACACAAGGUCAGUGAUCGAGCCGCUCCCCGCUCUGGAGGUAGACGCAGCCUCCAAGGCAGCAGACAGACAGAAGAAGAAGGGAGGCAAGAUGACUGACGAGGAAAUCAUGGACAAACUCCGAACCAUUGUCAGUAUUGGAGAUCCUAAGAAGAAAUAUACACGCUAUGAGAAGAUUGGCCAGGGGGCAUCUGGUACAGUAUAUACAGCCAUAGAUGUUGCAACAGGUCAAGAGGUGGCCAUUAAGCAGAUCAACUUGCAGAAACAGCCCAAGAAAGAGCUGAUUAUUAAUGAAAUCCUGGUCAUGAAGGAGUUGAAGAACCCCAAUAUUGUCAACUUCUUAGAUAGUUUCCUUGUAGGAGAUGAGCUUUUUGUGGUGAUGGAGUACCUGGCCGGUGGCUCUCUGACUGAUGUUGUGACAGAGACCUGCAUGGACGAGGCUCAGAUUGCUGCCGUCUGCCGAGAGUGUCUGCAGGCUCUGCAGUUCCUCCAUGCCAACCAGGUGAUCCACAGAGACAUCAAGAGUGACAAUGUGCUGCUUGGGAUGGAUGGAUCAGUCAAACUCACUGACUUCGGCUUCUGUGCCCAGAUCACCCCAGAGCAGAGCAAACGCAGCACCAUGGUGGGGACUCCAUAUUGGAUGGCUCCUGAGGUGGUGACCAGGAAGGCCUACGGUCCCAAAGUGGACAUUUGGUCGCUGGGCAUCAUGGCCAUAGAGAUGGUGGAGGGAGAGCCUCCAUACCUGAAUGAGAAUCCUCUCAGGGCAUUGUAUCUGAUUGCCACAAAUGGGACCCCAGAGCUACAGAGUCCGGAGAAGCUGUCUCCUGUCUUCAGAUCCUUCCUUUCUCGCUGUUUAGAGAUGGAUGUGGAGAAAAGAGGAAGUGGCAGAGAACUGUUGCAGCAUCCAUUCCUGGAGUUGGCUAAGCCUCUUUCCAGCCUCACACCGCUCAUCCUGGCAGCCAAGGAGGCCAUGAAAAGCAACCGCUAAAUGCUAGCUUUCAGUGGUUUGAUAGCCAACUCCAUUGACUCCUGUAACAGCCAGCAUUUUCUCCUGCCCUGCGUACUAUAGCCAUUAGCAACAUGCCAAUGGUUCACUGUGUCUCUUAACAUGGUUACUGACACUUAUUCAAAUAUGCAAGCAUCUCACCCCAGUUCCCAGCUUCUCUACUGUUUUUCUACUUUUCUUUUUUAUCUAUGUGCCUUUCCAUUUUGUGCCUGGCCAGUCAGGUGUCAUGUCUUGUUUUUCAGUCAUAUGCAGUUAACUUCCCUAAUUUGCCCCGUCCUAUUAGCGUUUGACAAUCCUAACACAAGGAUGUGAAUAUUUUUUGACAUAAAAUUAUCAUUAAUAGCAAAUGGCAGAUUAAAAUGUACCUACGUAUCUGUGCUUUUGGUCACACCUAUGCACUACCAUUUUAUUUCAGUGGCUCUUGUGCUCUGUGCCAGUGGACUGUUGCAAAGUCAAUUGAGCUCUAAUGCACAUUUAUCAUCCAGACACACGUCUUGAGUUAUAGGCAGAAAUGUGCAAUUCAAACACAUUCGAGCACGCUUGAUGAUUUGGCUAUGGAAAUUGUCUUUAAGUUUGAAUAGCCAAACAUAACUGAAUGCCCUGGGGCAAAACUACAAAUUUUUUCACUAUGAUUUUUAUGUUUUUUGCUGUGCCCUCAAUCAUAUUAAGUUUAUGUUUGUGCGAAUGCGUGAACACACAUUUUGGACCACAUGAAAUUGUUUGCCUGAUUAUAUGUUCUGUUUUUGUUUUUGUUUUUUUGUUUUUUUAAAUGCAAAACUGGAGGAAGAUUUGUCAUUGUUCUGUAUAUGAUGAACUUUCAUUGGCUAAGUCCAAUUUAAUCUUUAUUUUUUACCAGCUUUUAAUAAGUAUGUACGUAUAUCAUUGUCUUAUCCUUUUAACAUGACAAAGAACCACAUGCUGAAUUAUUUUCGACCACAUUUCCAUCUUUUGUGCACCAAUUCAACCUCACCGAGUUGUUGUCACAGUUAGCCAAAUUCCUUGCCGUUGCUCAACAGGUUGAAUUUGUUGUCAUAAGCCUGUCAUGCAAACCAGACCAGCCUCAAUCAAAUAUAUUUGUAAAAAAUUGUUUUCAUUUGUUUUGAACCUCUUGGAGAAAAGGAACAAAUGGGUGGCAAAUAGGACAAUGCUUUGAAUGCGCGAAUGUCCAGACAAUCAGCUAAAAAUUAUUUAAAAGCAAUUUACAUUUGCUUUUCAGGCGUUAAUUUAUCUGCUUGGAAUUCUUUGAGUGGGCCGGCAGCGAGAGUCGUGUUCGCUGAGCAGAGAGGAGCAUUUGUGACUGGUCUAGAAAAUCAGCUGGUCGUUUAUGUACAUUCGACAUUCAUGUUUUGAAAAUCUGCAAGUACACAACUUCAAUCACAGAGUAAAAUAUCACGUUGUUGUGUGACUUUUGACUUGCCCAAUCAGAGCGCACACAUCCCACUUAAAAUAUUUGUAUAAUGAUGACGGACACAAGAAACUGUUUUUGUUGUUGUUGUUUUUUUUACAUGAAAUUAAGUUUUAUAGAUGACCCAAAGACUUAAAUCACAGUCUUUAAAUUAUUAUUGAAAAUGAAUUUGAACCAGUUCAAUGAUCUCUCCUCUAUAGAAAUGUCUUCUUAGUUGUAACUUGAUUUAUUGACACAGGGGCGCGCUGUUGAGACGCAUUCAGCCCCCUUACAUUUUUCGUACACAAUGGACACAGGUGUGUUUGCAUGGAUAUUUGAAGAAGUGCUAUGCCUCCGUGCAAAUUGUGCAUGUUAAAAGUGCCAUGGCUUGAUGCAAGCCUGGUCUCUGUACUUACAACCAAAAUUGUUAUUAUAAUUAUUAUUAUUGUUGUUUUUAUGGUCCAACUUCAUUCAUGUCAAAGUGCAUAAACACUAACGAUGAAAUUUCAUGGCUUCCACU